AUGGACAGCGUGAGCUGCCUGGUGGACGACGCGAGCAGCGGCGCGUCCACGGGGAAGAACCCGGCGCCGGCUCCGGCUGCGGCGACCGGCAAGCCGCUACAGCGCGUGGGCAGCGGCGCCAGCGCGGUGAUGGACGCGGCGGAGCCGGGCGUGGAGGCAGACUCUGGCUCGGGCGGCGCGGGGCGCGCCGCCGGAGGCAGCGGCGGGGUCAACGGGAACGGGAAGCUGCCGUCGUCCAAGUACAAGGGCGUGGUGCCGCAGCCCAACGGGCGGUGGGGCGCGCAGAUCUACGAGCGGCACCAGCGCGUGUGGCUCGGCACGUUCACGGGCGAGGCCGAGGCCGCGCGCGCCUACGACGUGGCCGCGCAGCGGUUCCGGGGCCGCGACGCCGUCACUAACUUCCGCCCGCUGGCUGAGUCGGACCCGGACGCCGCCGUGGAGCUCCGGUUCCUCGCGUCCCGGUCCAAGACCGAGGUCGUCGACAUGCUCCGCAAGCACACCUACGGCGAGGAGCUCGCGCAGAACUGGCGCGCCUUCGCCGCGGCGUCCCCGGCGGCCUCGCCGCCGCCGGCCAAGAACAACCCUGCCGCAUCGUCGUCGCCCGCGGCGGCCUCCGCGGCGCGCGAGCACCUCUUCGACAAGACGGUGACGCCGAGCGACGUGGGGAAGUUGAACCGGCUGGUGAUACCGAAGCAGCACGCGGAGAAGCACUUCCCGCUGCAGCUCCCGGUCCCGGCCGCCGCGGCGGCGGUCAGCGGCGGCCAGUGCAAGGGCGUGCUCCUCAACUUCGAGGACGCCGCCGGGAAGGUGUGGAGGUUCCGGUACUCGUACUGGAACAGCAGCCAGAGCUACGUGCUGACAAAGGGGUGGAGCCGCUUCGUCAAGGAGAAGGGGCUCCACGCCGGGGAUGCCGUCGGGUUCUACCGCUCCGCCGGCAAGCAGCAGCUCUUCAUCGACUGCAAGCUCCGGGCCAAGACGAUGACCACGGCGGCACCACCCUUCGUCAUCGCGACGACGACCACGGCCACACCGCCCCACGCCACGGUGAAGGCGGUGAGGCUUUUCGGCGUGGACUUGCUCACGACGACACCGAGGCCAGCGGUCGUAGCGGCGCCGGAGCAGGAGGAGAUGGUGGCCGUGGCGAACAAGAGAGCUAGGGACGCCAUCGCCUCGUCUACUCCAGUACACAUGGUUUUCAAGAAGCAAUGCAUAGACUUCGCGCUGACCUAG
Molecule: messenger RNA, 1230 nt
Organism: Miscanthus lutarioriparius
Lineage: Eukaryota; Viridiplantae; Streptophyta; Magnoliopsida; Poales; Poaceae
Source: the annotation of a GenBank genome assembly